Molecule: messenger RNA, 1467 nt
Organism: Mytilus trossulus (common blue mussel)
Lineage: Eukaryota; Metazoa; Mollusca; Bivalvia; Mytilida; Mytilidae
Product: innexin unc-7-like
Exons: 2
Coding region: 124-1287 (387 amino acids)
Cellular component (GO): gap junction; plasma membrane
Molecular function (GO): gap junction channel activity
Source: RefSeq, a predicted model, not a curated record
GAAUAAUAUUAAUAUUAAAUUGUGAAGGACUGAUAAAUAUACAAAGUCACACCUGUAAUACAAGUAGAGAGAUAACCUGAUACUAGAUGGAUCAAGUUGCACACUGUGACGCAAUACGAAGAAAUGGGGAUUAACGACUUUAAACUAGCGAGAAAGUUGGCAGAAAUUAAAGAUUUAACAGACGAUUCUCGGAUUCAUCAAUUAAAUCGGUCUGGUUGUCUGAUUUUCUUUAUUGUUGUCGCGAUAGCCGUUAGUACAAAACUAUAUGUUGGUAAUCCAAUUCAGUGCUGGUGUCCUGCCCAGUUUACCAAAUAUCAGAUACCAUACAUCGACAGUUAUUGUUGGGUUCGGAAUACUUAUGUAGUCGAUUUUGAUUCUUCUAUUCCGAAUGAAAAGUAUUCGAGACAUGAAACUGAAAUCCAAUAUUACCAAUGGACACCUAUAAUAUUACUAUUUCAGGCCGUUUUAUUUUAUGCACCAAGAUUGUUCUGGAAGGCUUUUAGUGGAUAUUCGUCGUUAAAUAUUAAAAAAAUCAUAAAAAUGACAAACGAAAUAUCUUAUAAGUAUGGAGAUGAACGUAAGAAAACUGUAAAAAGUGCUGUUGACUAUUUAAAGAAAUAUUUGAAAAUUCGAAAUUGCGUGACAACGAGGCACAGAAACAUGGAACAAACAAAUGAAACUCUUGUUGCUAUGGGAAUCCACAAAGGAAAUUACAUUGUACUUAUAUAUCUCCUUACUUCUUUCUUAUAUGCCGCAACUGCUUUAUGUCAAAUAUUUAUAGUAGACAGUCUUCUUGGAAUAAGAUUUAAAACACUUGGGCCAGAUAUUCUCAAACGCGCUACUAUGGGAGAUACUUUGUUGGACCCAAACAGAUUUCCAAUUGUUACGUUUUGUGAUUUUGAAUUACGACAAAUGACGAAUGUACAAACAUGGACAGUACAAUGUUCAUUGCCGAUCAAUCUAUUCAGUGAGAAAAUCUUCAUAGCAAAUUGGUUCCUUUUGGUUAUUAUGACGAUUAUAAACGCCAUCUACUUCCUGUAUAAUUUGGUAUCAACUUUCUUGCCAUAUCGAGCAGAGGUCUAUGUACAAAAGUUUCUAACAGAAGAUGGCGUUCAUACUGAACGGUACCAGAAAAUUCCAGAACAUUUGCCAGAAUCACAAAAAGACUUUGUUCAUAGCUAUUUGCGUCGGGAUGGAGUUUUCUUAAUAUGGAUGCUUAGUAAUAAAGUCAACCAGGUUGUCGCUGGAGAAAUUGUGAAUGAACUUUGGAUGAACUAUACCAAAUAAUGUCAAUUUCUUUAGACAAAAUUAAAGUAGUGUCUCCUUUUCGACAGUUUUGAACAUCAAACUCAAUAUCAAAUAAAAGACGCUGCUAUUUUAAGUGCUUGGUACACUGUCAGGUUGGCUGUCACUGUGCACAACAUAGAACCCUAUGGGAAAAAACAAGAGAACUAUUUUUGAAAGAAA